This is a messenger RNA of Cladophialophora yegresii CBS 114405, 1278 nucleotides long. RefSeq lists its product as uncharacterized. Lineage: Eukaryota; Fungi; Ascomycota; Eurotiomycetes; Chaetothyriales; Herpotrichiellaceae. The transcript has 2 exons. Gene Ontology annotation, molecular function: oxidoreductase activity; FAD binding. The record is from RefSeq and is a predicted model, not a curated record. Bases 1 to 1278 code for a protein of 425 amino acids.
AUGGGCGACUCCCUAGCGAAACGAUACGGCGGAAUGGCAUCCGUCAAAAUCGCUGCCGGUAUGCGCUUCGGCGAAAUUUAUCAAGCUGUCGCGGCGUAUAACCUAUCACUCGUGGGAGGUGCCGAUCCAAAUGUCGGCGUUGGCGGUUGGGUCACAGCCGGCGGCCACUCUCCCAUCAGUAGCGCGUACGGUCUGGGAGCAGACCAAGUCCUAGAGAUGGACGUCGUGACCGCCAACGGAACGCGCUUGACCAUCAAUGAAGAUUCAUACCCAGGCUUAUUCUGGGCCAUGAGAGGCGGUGGUGGCUCUACCUUUGCGGUUCUCCUGAGCGUCACAGUGCGCGCGUAUCCCACAUUUCCAAUAACAGUGUACAGCUUCAGCUACAACACGACCGCCGACACCGAUACGUUUUGGUCGUUGGUUGCGUACUUCCACAGCCAGCUGCCCGAGCUCUCCGACGCCGGCGCCAUGGGUUACUACUUCAUGAUGCCGAACAAUAGCCUCGGCCAACCGGACCCGGCUCGCCACGGCAUGCUCGCCGGCGGGUGGAUCCUGCCCAACAGGACCGUGCAGCAGACCAAGCAGAUCUUAGCACCAUUGGAAAGCACACUCAGGAACAACACCCUCGGCUGGGAUGACGCGGUAUGGAUGCUGAACGAGACCCUCACGCUCCCUGAUUUUACCAAAGCGUGGCUUCAAUUUACCACGCCCGAGGCUGUCGGAGCGGACCUCCGCCUCGGCUCUCGCCUCCUUGACCGCAAGGCCCUGAAAUCUGACCCAGCCAAGGUGAAAAGGCUGUUCAAGCAAGCAAACACAAACCCGCAGUCUACCGUCCUUGGCCACCUGAUCGCUGGACAAGGCGUCAAGGAGGUCAAGAACGGCAUCCCAGGUGGGGGCAACGCCGUCCUCCCAGCUUGGCGAAGAGAUGUCUACACGCACAUCGUCCUGCCGCGAACGUGGCCGUAUCUCAACGAGACGGCUAAACACGAGACCACGACGCACCUCCGCGAGGUUGAAACACAGGCAUUAAGAGAGCUCGCGCCGGACACGGGGGCGUAUAUCAACGAGGCAGACCCCACGGAACCGAAUUGGCAGGAGACCUUCUGGGGCGAGAAUUAUGCCAGGCUGUUGAGCUUGAAGCGCGAGUGGGAUCCCGCGGGCGUGUUCUGGUGUGUGCCGUGCGUAGGACAUGGUGAUGGAUGGGAGGUGAAGAGCGACAUCGGCCUAGAAGGGGCUAUUGGGCAGAGUCCUGGGCGGGUUUGCAGGACGACGACUUGA